Messenger RNA from Wallemia ichthyophaga EXF-994, 2520 nucleotides. Its product is annotated as DNA mismatch repair protein pms1. Gene Ontology annotation, cellular component: MutLalpha complex. The coding region runs from base 1 to 2520 and encodes 839 amino acids. The record is from RefSeq and is a predicted model, not a curated record. Gene Ontology annotation, biological process: mismatch repair. The transcript has 4 exons. Gene Ontology annotation, molecular function: mismatched DNA binding; ATP binding; ATP-dependent DNA damage sensor activity. Lineage: Eukaryota; Fungi; Basidiomycota; Wallemiomycetes; Wallemiales; Wallemiaceae.
AUGUCCCUAAAUUCAAUCGAUACAAAAACAAAAAAUAAAUUGCAAUCUGAUCAAGUUAUUUUAGAUCUACAAUCUGCCGUCAAAGAAUUAAUUGAGAACAGUUUAGACGCUAAUUCAAGCAUAAUUGAAAUUAAUUUCUAUAAUUCUGGUUUCGAUGGGUUUAAGGUUAUUGAUAAUGGCUUUGGUAUCCACGAAUCAUCCUUCUCAUCCUUAACUAAGAAGCACUUUACUUCAAAAUUAUCCAAUUUCGACGACCUCAACAAUUUAUGCACUUUCGGUUUCCGUGGUGAAGCCUUAUCCAGCUUAUCUACCAUCUCUAAGUCCUUCGAUUGCUUAACUGCAACCGAUGUGACGUCACCAAAAGCUACAAACAUCUCCUUCGAUAACAAAGGAAACAUUACUCAGUUAAGACACAAUAUCCCAAGACAAAGGGGUACCACCAUCUCUUUGUCUACUUUAUUCUACAAUUUACCCGUUCGAAGAAGGGAGUUCGAAAAGAACCUUAAGAGAGAAUUCAGCAAAGCUAUCAACUUGUUACAAUCUUAUGCGUUAUGCCCUUUACACUCAAGUGUCAAAUUCAAUAUUUCCAACUAUAAUAAAGCUAAUAAGAAGUCUAUCAUCUUUCAAACUGCAGGUAAAUCUUCUUUACCUUCUUCAAUCGCUUCUGUAUUCGGCUCAACAGCAAAUCAAUCUUUAGUUCCGCUCUCUUUAGAAUUACCUGUUCAAGUCGAUCCUUCUAUAGCAAAACGUGAGGGCAUAACUAACACUUCGUUCACUGUAAACCUGAUUGGUUCAAUAUCUAAACCCUUAUUCGCUCAUGGAAGAUCUACUUCUGACAGACAAUACUUUUAUAUCAAUGGUAGACCUUGUAAUCUACCAAAAGUCGCCAAAACAAUUAAUUCCCUAUUCAGAUCUUACAUUAAUCAAUCUUAUCCUUUUAUCGUCGCUGAUUUUAAGAUACCCACUGAUGCUUACGACGUCAAUAUUACUCCUGACAAGCGUACAAUUUUCUUACACUUUGAAUCUAGCUUAAUAGAUUCACUCAACUACCAUUUGAACCUAUUUUUUGAACCAUUUAGAGGUCACUUUACGAUAAACAAACAGUCUCAAUCAGUUCCAACGCCAAUUAUUCAUCAACCUAGCAUUCAAAUGCACUCAAUCCCUUUAAAUGAACCCCCAAAUAAGCUUUCUGAUUUACCUCAAAAGGAUGCUGAUGAUGAUCAACACAGCUACGAUAGGGAUGCUGAGUCAUUGUCAGAGGAACAAAUUAGUCAAGAUGAUUUUCAAAAAAAGCCCAAUAACAACUCAAUUGAUAGCGACAAUGAUGGUUCGGUUGUGUGCGAGAAGGUUAACGAUUUACCCGAAAAUCCAAUGAGUAGCUCUCAAAUAAAUACGAGACAUGCUUCAUGGGCAUCAGAGGUGUUUCCUGAUAAUCAAGUAACAGUUGAUCGAGCACCUAAAAGAAGGAAAACUGAGACAGAACUAAUUGAUGAGAUUAGCGAUAGAGAGACUGACACGAAAAUUCGAAUCGAUCAAACUGAUUCAAAAGUUUUUGACAAUGGCUUUUACAAUCAAAUAGAUGAAAAUGAUGUCCAGAAUCCUCAUAACAUUGACAUGCAAAUCGUGAAUGACACUUUUACGAUCGACGAAAGCUCAGAAGAUGAUGAGCCAAACUACUUUAGACAGUCACUGACUGUUAAUAUUGACGAACUUCAUUAUAAAUGGCAAAAAGAUACAAACAAAUCGAACGCAUUGACUAAUGAAAAUUCGCAAAAGUUGUACUCAGAAAAACUGGAAAAAGCUGGAAUAGAGAACUUUGAUAACUCUCAAGCUGCAGAGCAAGCGCUAUCGCGAGUAUUGCACAAGACUGACUUUGAGAAUCUAGAAAUACUUGGGCAGUUCAACUUAGGGUUUAUGAUAGUCAAACGCAAGGCUGUCAACGACAAUGGUCUACAAGAGAAUGAUCUCUUUAUCGUUGACCAACAUGCCGCAGAUGAGAAGUAUAAUUACGAGAAGCUACAACUCAAUUCUAGGAUACAGUCUCAGAAGCUUAUCAAGCCACGUACUCUCGAUUUAAGUGCGUCUGAUGAAUUGACAGUUUUUGACAACCUGGAGACGCUCAAACAGAACGGCUUCGAAAUUCAAGUUGACGGAGAUGGCGCGAGUGGUAGACGAUGCCAAUUGGUAGCUCUGCCCCUGUCAAAAACUACAGUGUUCGAUUUGAGGGUAGAUUUAGAAGAGCUGAUUCAUGACAUCAAUGAAAAUCCAAGCCAGGUUCCCCGAUGUACAAAAGCAAAAGACAUGUUUGCUAGUCGAGCAUGCAGAAUGAGUGUAAUGGUUGGAAAAUCCCUGAAGAAGAAGCAAAUGACAAGCAUCGUUAGGAAUCUUUCAACACUCAAACAGCCCUGGGUGAGUAUCUUCAAACUACUAUCAUUGAUUAAACUCCUAAUCUGUGUAGAACUGUCCUCAUGGGAGGCCAACGCUGCGGCACCUACUAAGCUUAGAGAACAAGCAGGAUGA